Messenger RNA from Ochotona curzoniae (black-lipped pika), 942 nucleotides. RefSeq names its product olfactory receptor 2B11-like. Gene Ontology annotation, biological process: G protein-coupled receptor signaling pathway. The record is from RefSeq and is a predicted model, not a curated record. Bases 1 to 942 code for a protein of 313 amino acids. The transcript has a single exon. Lineage: Eukaryota; Metazoa; Chordata; Mammalia; Lagomorpha; Ochotonidae. Gene Ontology annotation, molecular function: olfactory receptor activity; G protein-coupled receptor activity. Gene Ontology annotation, cellular component: membrane.
AUGACAAUGAUGAAUGAAAGCCACCACCCUGAAGAGUUCAUUCUACUCGGCUUUGCUGACCGACCUUGGCUCCAGCUCCCUCUCUUCACUGUUCUUCUCAUCACAUACCCCAUGGCCUUGGUGGGAAACAUCGCCAUCAUCCUGGUGUCUAGGCUAGACCCCCGGCUCCACAGCCCCAUGUAUUUCUUCCUCACCAACCUCUCCUUCUUGGACAUGUGUUACACCACCAGCAUUGUCCCUCAGAUGCUGUUCAACCUGGGAACCUCUAAGAAGACAAUCAGCUACAAGGGCUGUGUGAUUCAGCUUUAUUUAUUUCACACCAUGGGGGGCACCGAGUGUCUGCUCUUGGCUCUUAUGUCGUUUGAUCGCUAUGUGGCCAUCUGUAGACCUCUGCACUACACCCUCAUCAUGAAUCAGCGCAUCUGCAUCCUGUUAGCGUCUGUUGUGUGGCUCAGUGGAAUCGCCUAUGCAGUCUCAGAGGCCACUGUUACAUUACAGCUGCCUCUGUGUGGUGUUAAUACAUUGGAUCACUUGCUGUGUGAGAUCCCAGUGCUGAUCAAGACAGCCUGUGGUGACAAGGGGACUAAUGAACUCACACUCUCUAUCGUGUGCAUUUUCAUGUUAGCUGUUCCUCUAUGCCUAAUUCUUGCUUCCUAUGCUAGUAUUGGACAUGCUGUAUUUAAGAUUAAAUCUUCUGAGGGAAGGAAAAAGGCCUUUGGGACAUGUUCCUCUCAUCUCAUUGUAGUCUUCUUAUUUUAUGGUCCAGCAAUAAGCAUGUACCUUCAGCCUCCUUCUUCCAUCUCAAGGGACCAGCCCAAGUUCAUGGCUCUCUUCUAUGGAGUGGUGACUCCAACACUCAACCCCUUCAUCUACACCCUCAGAAAUAAGGAUGUGAAGGGGGCAUUAGGCCACUUGGUAGGGAACAUAAUCUGUUCAAAGUAA